AUGGCGUUUCCAACUCUUUGGAGGAAGUGGAUUAGGGAGUGUGUGGGCACAGCUACUGCAUCUGUUCUUGUUAAUGGAAACCCAACUGAUGAAUUCCCUCCUGAACGGGGUCUUAGACAAGGAGAUCCGUUAUCUCCUUUCCUUUUUCUAUUGGCUGCUGAGGGUUUGAAUGUUCUGAUGGAGGCUAUAGUUACUCAUAACUUUUUUACGGGGUUUAGGAUUGGGGAGAGUGAUUCGACUUCAGUGUCGCACCUUCAGUUUGCUGAUGAUACCCUUUUGCUAGGGGAGAAAAGUUGGGCUAAUGUUCGGGCUUUGCGGGCUACUUUGGUGCUGUUUGAGACUAUGUCUGGCUUGAAGGUUAAUUUCAAUAAAAGUAUGCUGAGUGUUGGUGGCUCUGUAUGGGGUAGAGGGAGGGAGAUUCGAGUUGGAGGGAGGCGUGGAUCAUUGUGGUGGCGAGAGAUAGCGAGUAUUAGGGAGGGUGGUGGUGAGUCAGGUGGUAGGUGGUUUGGUGACCAUGUUGUUAGGAGGGUUGGAGAUGGGUCCGAUACUCUUUUUUGGACAGAUUCUUGGUUGGAUGAGACUCCUCUAUGUGAGCGGUUUGGGCGCUUGUUUGCUUUGGCAGAGACCAAAUCGCAUACGGUGGCUGAGAUGUUCUUUUUAGGGUGGGGGUUAGAUGGGGCGGCGUGGGUGUGGAGGAGGCAGCUGAGGGCUUGGGAGGAGGAUUUAUUGGGGGAGUGUCAGUCUUUACUCUCUGUCAUUUCUUUACAGGUACAAACUUCGGAUAGGUGGCAGUGA
Messenger RNA from Trifolium pratense (red clover), 795 nucleotides. RefSeq lists its product as uncharacterized. The coding region runs from base 1 to 795 and encodes 264 amino acids. NCBI's taxonomy places the organism in Eukaryota, Viridiplantae, Streptophyta, Magnoliopsida, Fabales, Fabaceae. The transcript is spliced from 2 exons. The record is from RefSeq and is a predicted model, not a curated record.